GUCGGGCCGAUUCAAUAGAACCUCCAGUUUUAGUUUUCGGGAACCUAAUCAGCACCAAUGCCGCCUAAGACGCAGCAAAAGACCAAGGAACAGAAGAUGGCCGCCGCCUUGGCUGGCUCGCGCGGCAAGGGCAAGAAGAAGUGGUCCAAGGGCAAGGCCCGCGAAAAGACGCAGAACAAGGUCCUUUACGACCAGGAGGCCUACGAGCGCAUGUGCAAGGAAGUCCCUAAGAUGAAGUUGAUCACGGCGUCGGCCAUUGUCGAACGCCUCAAGGUCAACGCCGCCCUCGCCCGCGCCACGAUCCGUGAGCUCGAGCUCAAGGGUGACAUCAAGGUCGUCUCCAAGCACAGCGCCCAGUUGAUCUACACCCGCGCCAUCAGCGCUGAAUAAAUGUAGUUGCUGACUUUGCCCGAACUUAUCCGAGGUCCCUCUCUCUUUCAACGACGACCUACUGCGCCGGGUCGCGGUAGCCGUCUUGCAAAAGAGUGGUAAUUGAAUGCAUUAGGAGCCUUCUUCCCUUAUCUUGUCC
Molecule: messenger RNA, 529 nt
Organism: Saprolegnia parasitica CBS 223.65
Lineage: Eukaryota; Oomycota; Saprolegniomycetes; Saprolegniales; Saprolegniaceae
Product: S25 ribosomal protein
Exons: 2
Coding region: 58-390 (110 amino acids)
Cellular component (GO): cytosolic small ribosomal subunit
Molecular function (GO): structural constituent of ribosome
Source: RefSeq, a predicted model, not a curated record